CCUCCAUAGCUAAAACCUCAAAGAAAUUUUCGAGUUUGGCCAUCAGACUAAGCAAAAUAAUCAAAGCAGGAGAAAUGCAGGCGGCACCGGCGACAGUGGAGUCCGUGCAAUGUUUCGGGCGGAAGAAGACGGCGGUGGCGGUGACACACUGCAAGCGUGGUCGUGGUUUGAUCAAAAUCAACGGAGUUCCUAUCGAGCUUGUUCAGCCGGAGAUUCUCCGGUACAAAGCUUUCGAGCCAAUCCUCCUUCUAGGUCGUCAACGAUUCGCCGGAGUUGACAUGAGAAUCCGAGUCAAAGGAGGAGGUCAUACUUCUCAGAUCUACGCUAUCCGUCAGUCAAUUGCAAAGGCUCUUGUUGCUUUCUACCAGAAGUACGUUGAUGAGCAGACGAAGAAGGAGAUUAAGGAUAUUCUGAUUCGAUACGAUAGGACUUUGCUUGUUGCUGAUCCUAGACGUUGUGAGCCUAAGAAGUUUGGUGGUCGUGGUGCUCGUUCUAGGUUCCAGAAAUCUUACCGUUAAAUUUACGGUAUAUGUUCUAUUGCUAUUGGUGCUCUGCAAUUUUGAGUAUGGUUUCGAUUUUAGGGAUUAUUAUUAUUAUCUAUUCACCAUUAAAGCUAUCUGAGUAAGCUUUGGAUUUUGAUGAACCGUAAUGUAGUUGUUUUACGGUGGAAUGAUUUUAUGUUAUGUAUGCAUUGAAAUAUGUUUUUCCAAUGCAUAAUAUAAACUUAUGCUAUACAGUGUUGUUGCUUGAA
Molecule: messenger RNA, 751 nt
Organism: Solanum lycopersicum (tomato)
Lineage: Eukaryota; Viridiplantae; Streptophyta; Magnoliopsida; Solanales; Solanaceae
Product: small ribosomal subunit protein uS9
Biological process (GO): maturation of SSU-rRNA from tricistronic rRNA transcript (SSU-rRNA, 5.8S rRNA, LSU-rRNA); translation
Cellular component (GO): ribosome; cytosolic small ribosomal subunit
Molecular function (GO): RNA binding; structural constituent of ribosome
Source: RefSeq, a predicted model, not a curated record